This is a messenger RNA of Triplophysa rosa, 3044 nucleotides long. RefSeq names its product interleukin-1 receptor type 2. Bases 84 to 1313 code for a protein of 409 amino acids. Gene Ontology annotation, molecular function: interleukin-1 receptor activity. The record is from RefSeq and is a predicted model, not a curated record. Lineage: Eukaryota; Metazoa; Chordata; Actinopteri; Cypriniformes; Nemacheilidae. The transcript is spliced from 10 exons.
GCCCAUAAAACAGAGAACGGCUGACAGCAGAUUCAAGUCUUUAUAUUCCUCUGCUUCAUUUCAAAUCACUUGCUUAUUUCAUCAUGACCGUCAAUAGAAAGUGUGUCUUUGACUUCUGCAUAUGCAUUAUAAUGCUUUCCAUGACAUUAGUCCUUACCUCUGCACUACCUCUAAAAGACAGCUGUGUGGUGGUUGGUCCAGAGAUCCCUGAUUUUCACGUUCAAGGAGAAGCGGUAAUCAUAAAAUUUCCAUUUCUUGAAGAUGCAAUUCAUUACAGGAAACUGCAAUUGGACAACAGCUCAACAUUCCAUAUUAAUCACACCAACCAGAGAAACCAUAGAAGUCUAAAGAGUUGUUGUGAUAGGGUGGUGCAGAAUGGGCGUGGCAUCUUGCUCCUCCCAUCACACCCUUCCGAUUCUGGAAUUUACACCUAUGUUUUAAGUGGAGACACAUACUGCUUGAUUGGGAAUAUUUCCAUAACCAUCUAUGAAUCCGAGGAAGCCAACAUCACUGUAAUGCCCUAUACCGCACACACAGGAGAGAAUACAAGAGUUAUUUGUCCUCAUUUGAAAUAUUUCAAAAGGGCAGAAAAUCCAAAAUGGUACAAGGAUUUUCAGAGCACAGCUCUCACUGUUGGUGAAGGACAGUACACAAUUGAAAGAGGAAUAAUACUGACCAUCAGAAACAUCUCUGUGAAAGAUGAGGGCUUCUACACUUGUAGACUAAAAGUGAUUCUUAACAAUAUCCAGUAUAAUGUGAGCAGAACUUGGAGAGUGUCAGUUUUAGAAGUUUCUAGCCCUUCUCCUGUAAUCUCUGAAAAUCCCAAAGUGUUUACAUCAUCAAGUUAUCUAUUUCCCUACAUUACCUUUCCUGUUGAUGGAUCCUUCAUUAAAAGUCAUUGUGGUUCACGGCUGGAGAUUCAGUGCAAAGUGUUCAUUGGGAACCAAUCAGCUGAGUUCACAGAUGUCACAUGGAUGAUUGGUGGCACAUCAGUGGAGAAUUCUUAUCUGGGUAAACGUGUCUUCCAGAAAGAAAAGAGAAUCUCAGCCAAUCAUAUUGAGGUGCAGCUGGUUAUCCUCAAGCUACAGAAGGAGGACAAUGGAGCUGAAUUAAAAUGCAUCAGUCAAAACCAGGCCAAAAAACAAGAAGUUGUCACUGAAAUUAAACUGGAAGAUUCGGAGUCUGUGUGGUUGGUGGUAGCUGUGGCCUUCUCCUAUUUUAUUCUAGUUGUGUUUAUAUUUCUGUAUCAUUUGUGUCAAAAGCCACAGAAACAACAGGUAUAUAUUCUGGCGCAACAAAAAAGCACAAUUUGAUGAUUCUAUACCAUUUGUAACUGUUGAUGAUUACUGUAAUCUUGAUCCGUUCUGUUGAAUUGGUCUUGUGUUUAUUUUAGGGCUGUCAAUCGAUUAAAAUAUUUAAUCGCGAUUAAUCGCAUGAUUGUAAUGAGUUAACUCGUGAUUAAUCGCAACUUAAUCGCACAUUUUUAUCCAUUAUAAAUGUACCUUAAAUGAAUACUUUUCAAGUUUUUAAUACUCUAAUCAACAUGGGCAUGGACAAAUAUUGAUGCUUUAUGCAAAUGUAUAUUGUUUAUUAUUAGUGAAACCGUACUCAACAUAGAGCAUGGAGACUAGACAUGUUUCAAAGGUCAUAGAUGUUUUUCAAAGAACUUGUACAUGUCUAUUAAACACAUGAAAAAAAACUGGAAAAACACAGGUUCCCAUUACUUUCUCUGCACUGAGCUAUUUACUUACACAGGCAUGUUUACAUUUUCGCAACUGUGAUAGCUCGGUGGAGGCUGUGUGCAAUGCAAGGCAUAUGCUCGAACGGAUGCUGCCUGGCCGCGGCAAUCAUGUUGCGUGCACUAUCGGUGGUCAGUGGGCUAAUUUUGAAUUCAAUAUUCCACUGUCUGGCUACCUGCAGAAAGUGCUCAGCGCAAACGUCAGCAUAGUGCCUCUCGUCUGUCUUCAUGACGGUCAAAGCGUGCGACCGUCGUUUCCAGUGUGUGUCAAAAUAAUGAGCCGUGACCCCCAGGUAGCUAUGGUUACUGAGGGAAGUCCAGUAAUCUCUGGUGAGCGCAACCGUGUUUGUCUGUCUUAUCGCCUCCUCGACUUUCGCUUUCUCCUCUUCGUAAGAGUCGUGAAUCUUGCUUGUAACAGUGGCUCUCGAAGGUAGUUCAUAUGUGUAAUCGUUAGAUGCGAUGCGAAUAAUUUCAAGUAGACCCUCGUCCUCCACUACAUUAACUGGCCUACAUGCUGUAGCCACCCAUUUAGCUAUCGAUGUGGGGAGUCUGUUGCUUGUGGAGUUGUCCAUCCGUCUCUGCUGAAAACAAUCUAGUGUGGUCUGCCGCGAGGAGGAGAGCUCUCUGCGUCAGUUGUAUGCUUCGCUUCAAGUGAUAUUUUAAACUCGACGUGCUGCGGUGAUAGCUUAAUUCACAUCGACAAUAAAUGCAGAUCACUUUAGUCUUGUCGACAGAACCAUCAGACAUCGUUUUAUAUAUGUAUUUUACGUUCAGAAGACCUAUUUAUUUCUCCAUUUCUGUUUGCUGCUGCAUCAUUUACUUUCUCAAACUACGGGCAAGGCCAAGGUUCAAACAGAAAAUGCGCGCUGCGUUAAUCGCACGUUAAUAAAAUUAGUGCCGUUAAAAGGAAUUUGCGUUAACGUGUUAUUAACGCGUUAAUUUUGACAGCCCUAGUUUAUUUUAAGGUUUAGUUUACUUUUCUUUUAGUUACAGUAAACCUUGAGGCCAUUUCCUGAUGUUUCUGCUGUUGUUGUACAGUAUAUACCCUUCUGUGUUUUGUAAGGUCUUUUCAUGUAAGGAUGUAGAUUUUCUUUUAUUUGGAUUCCUCAAGUUUACAGUUUUGCAUGGUUGUUAUAAUUAAUAAUGUUAUGUAUGCUGAUGAUUUAGUUGUUUUUUCUCAGAGUAGUGUUGGUUUUCAACAACUGUUAAAUAUAUGUUCUCAUUCUCGCAUUCGAUUUGAUGUGCAAUAACAGAAACAAGUGAUUAGAACCAAAAAAAUAAAGAACUUAACCGUUCAGAAUUGUCU